Thecamonas trahens ATCC 50062 is the source of this 2771-nucleotide messenger RNA. RefSeq names its product leucine-rich repeat containing protein. The transcript has a single exon. The record is from RefSeq and is a predicted model, not a curated record. The coding region runs from base 16 to 2682 and encodes 888 amino acids. Lineage: Eukaryota; Apusomonadida; Apusomonadidae. Gene Ontology annotation, molecular function: protein binding.
GCGGCUGGCUUGGACAUGGUGCUCACUUCGUCGGAUGAUGACGGCCUGCUCGCGGCGCCUGGUGGGGGCACCGAUCCUUUUGCUGUCUCGCACUCGCCGCCGCCGUCACCGUCACCCACGCCAGCGCCGGCCGGCGACUAUGCUGCGGUUGAUGCGCUCAACGACCGCGAGUUGGCGAGUGUGGCCGGAGCCGGCGAGGACGAGAUACUGGGUCAAGUGGCGUGGGAUGAUGUCGAUGCGCAGAUCACGGCACUGACCGACGGAGUGUUUGAGGCCGAGGUGACGGUCUCGUCUGGGGCUGGGCCGAUUGAGGCGCGGCUUCGGGUGACAGCGUCAGGGCUGGUUCUGACGCGGAGUGGAGCGGGCCCUGCCGCGGGCGACGUGCUGCUCAAGGCGCGAUUUCCGCUGACCGGGCCGAUUGACGGCCCGCGGGUGGUCCGUGUGACUCCGAUGGCCGAGUCGGAGACGGCAGUUGUAAUGCGCGUGCCGCCUGCGCGCGGGACUGGUCCGCCGACAUCAUUUUCGCUGUAUACGCUCGACGCCGCGACGCGGACAACCCUCUGCACAGCGAUUGACUCGUUUCAGGUGCAGGUCCUGGCGGCACACGCCAACGAGCUUGCCGCCGAGUCGCGGUUUCUCGAUGACCCAUACGAGAUCGCAGAGCAGGAGGCGGCAGCGGCGGCGGCAGCGCGCGCGGCGGCGUCGCGGUCGAUCAUCUGGUCGCAGGACGCGCCCGGCUCACCAGGCUCAUCAGGCCGGGUCCUGGCCGUCGAUGAGGGCGACCGCGAGGUGGAUCCGUUUGACCUGGGUACGCGGCGCGAGGCACUUGUGGUCGAACCCGACGCGGUCGACGAGACACUGCUCACUACGCUUCCGGGCCCGCACAUGGCGGCCGUGGUUGAUCAGGCGCUGGCACAGUACAAGGAGCAAGUGCGGGCGGACGUGCAGCAGCUCAAGCGUGAGCUUGCCAAAAAGUACCGCAAGUCCAACGCCGAGCUCAUUGCCAAGCUCAAGGACAAGGUGAUCAAGGAUGCCAAGAAGACGGGAGCACUGCAGCUCUCGCUGGCAGGCUUUGGGCUGACGGCGUGGCCUGAGGCCAUCACCUCGUGGUCACUGCGGCACUCGUCGUGGAAGACGAACCUACUGGUCCUCGACAUUUCAAACAACUGCCUGACGGUGCUUCCGUCGGCGAUCGGGCGGCUCACUUCGCUGCGAGUCCUCGACGUCGGCUACAACGCGCUGACGGCGCUUCCGUCCUCCAUUUCGUCGCUGACUUCGCUUACGGUUCUUCAAGCGCAGCACAACAAGCUACUCUCACUCACCAACGGCAUCGGUGGCGUGCGGGCGCUCAAGCGGCUCUCGCUGGCAGGCAACGCCAUCCGGAUGUUUCCGCCCGAGCUGCAGUUUCUUUCACGGCUGGAGGAGCUCGACUUGAGCUCGAUGGAUUUGUUCCGGGCACCCGAGUGGAUUGCGCUCUUUCCGCUCCUCCGCUCGCUCAACCUCGAGUCGAACCACUUGCAGACCCUGCCCGGCGUGCUCAUGCGGCUGGGCUCGCUCGACACUGUUGGGCUUGCGCACAACAACUUGACGACGUUCCCGCCGGUCCUCACUGCGUGUCGCAGCCUCACCGGCGUCGACCUCUCCUUCAACGGCUUGGAGGACUUGCCCGACACGGUGGUCAAGCUCUCAGCGGCCGAAGUCUUGCUGGAGGGCAAUCCGCUGUCGCGGCUACCGGAGCGACUCCGCGACGGCCCGUGGGCCGCGGUCGUCUCGUACGUCCGCGACCCAAUGGCAUGGCUUGCGACCGAACAAGGUCGGACGCCGACGGCGCGCUCGCCAAUCGCGGUUCCGGGUUCGCCGGCGGCACUUUGCGCCACAUCGCCAUCGCGAGCAGUGGCCGAAGUCGCGACCGAGCUCUCGCUGCUCCAAUCGCGGCUAGCCAUGCUUCCGGACCUUGACGAGCUCGGAGUGACAAACGAGGCCGAUCGAGACGGCGUGGAAAUGACCUCACUGUCGCCGCCGAGCUCGUCCAAGUUUGAUCGGGUCAUUCGGGUUGUCUCACGCGAGCCCACAGUUGUGGAGGAGGUUCUGGAGCCAGAGCUCGAGCCAGAACCUGUACAUAAGGCCAAGGCCGAUGCGGCGCCGCCGAUGACAGCUGACAAGCGAGUGAGGAUGGGGAGGAGGAGCAGUCGGGCUGCAUCGCCGGUGCCGAUAGUGCAGGCGGCGCAGCCGCCGCCACCGACGCUCCAGAUUCCACGCGGAGCAGAGAACAUGCCGCCGCAGAGAGACGGAAGCACGCGCUUGCCCGAGAGAGGACGGUCGAUGUCGAAGACGGUGACGUUUUCGCCGCAUCCAGGCGCGAGGCACAGGACAGGGCAGCGGUCACCAUCGGCACCAGAUGCGUGGCCGUCGUCGCUGGCGCUCUCGGGCGUGGCGCACGCCGACGCCGACUCGUCAGUGGAGACGGCAGAUCUGUUGUACUCGUCGUACUCGGACGACGACGUCGGCGCGAUGAGAAGCCGAGUCGAGUACGGGCUGGCAGAUGCGGUGCCGCGGGCGGUGCCAGCCGAUGUUUCUGUAGUGGUUGCGGAAGAGCGGGCGCUGUACGCGUCGAUCCGUGCGUCGCUCGUCAACACGAUGCACUCGCUGGAAGCAGCUGCCGGCGAGCGGUGGGGUGAAUAGCGCGGCAAAGUUGGUUGGCUGGUGCCGUUAAACCUUAACGGUACGGUCGUUCGGACGCGUUGUCGCCCGUCUUAAAGUGAACAACUCGA